AUGCAGACCUACUUUGAAGACUCGAGCAGAGAGAGAAAGGAACACAACCGCUAUGUUCGAACAAGCGAAUACGAGAGCGUGAGUGCAUGUGAGUGCGAAAAUACAAUGGUCUCAAGCUAUUUAGUGGAAGGACACUGUCUGAACUCAGUCCAACGCCGACGCACACGGUCUGGCUUUGGCAUGAAGCUCUCUCGCUGUCUGGGUUUGACACAAGGUUGUGAGGCCCUGCAUAUUGAGGGGGCGUUGUCUGUCUGGUCAACAUCUAGCGGAGCUGAGAGCCACAGUAGAUUCCGGGCUUUCAAGAAGCUGACCUUCCGGACGAAAUGCAUAAAAACAACAAUCGCUUGUCUUCAGGACGUGGAGGGCGAAGGUUGGACCACGCUGGAAACUGACUGCAGAUACUGCGAGCUUAUAGAUAAUGGGCGCGUGGUGAAACGAAACUGUCUAUAUAAGAAGAGAAAAAAGAAGAAGUGUAAACACCACUUCCUUUGUAAAAUCGAUUUCUGUAACCAAUGCUUCGGUGACGGCUUGGGCAACCUGGCAGUAUCCCAGCCCUCGUGCCUCCUUCGUGUGGCAUGGCAGCUAGGCACCGAAAGGCUGUUACAGGUGGACUAUUAUUAUUAUUUUACUCCGUGUGAAGUGACCGAUAUACGAACAAACUGGGUGAUAGUUUCUUCACAUAGAACACUACUGAAAAUUUCGACAGCAGUCUUAUGUGUAUUUGUCUCGCACACGCGAGAAUCCCCUGGAAGAGGCGAUUUCGGAGGUUGCCGAUACGAUACAACAAAUCGUUCAGCUGUAGCACCCUUUCGGUGCCUAACUGCCAUGCCACCCAAAGGUUGCACGAGGGCUGGGAUACUGCCAGGUUGCCCAAGCCUAGACAGGGAGAGUCGAGAGGCAGAAGUCGGGUUUGAACCACGGACCUUCCGGUCAGUAAAUUCGCACUCUAACCACUUGAGCCAUCUCGUCCCGAUACCACUCAGCAUACUACCCUUUCUGGAUUGUCUGACACUUACCAAUGGUGAGAAACUAGGAGCUUUCACCAGUAACCAGACUAUAGAGGUGUUGUGUCCACCGACCCUACAUCGGUAUACAUCAAGAUUGUCCCAUCAAUGUUUAGUCGAGUCAAAGCGUUGUGCAAAGGAUAAUAUUGGUGCACUAGAAGGAUGGCCAUCGGAGGAGGAUGCUUUUAUAAGAUUGGGUGCAACGACAUGGGACAGACAGCCGCAGAACUAUACACCAGAGUUGGUGAGCGUAGAUUAUACAGACCAUCGAGAAAUGUUCAGUCCAGUUUAUCCUCGACAAACCGAGAAUAUGUUGGUUCAACCUGCUACAGUUUCGGCCACCGGAAAAUGGGACAGCAUGGGAAACACAGCCGAGCAUUGGAGGCACAAUCAGUGGGUGAGUGGGGACGCCUACAAAACAAAGAAUAAAACAGAUCAUCGGCAACCGAUUCCAACAGCGGCUGAUAGCCGAGGCGGUGGAAAUUACUAA
Messenger RNA from Opisthorchis viverrini, 1494 nucleotides. RefSeq lists its product as hypothetical. The coding region runs from base 1 to 1494 and encodes 497 amino acids. The record is from RefSeq and is a predicted model, not a curated record. NCBI's taxonomy places the organism in Eukaryota, Metazoa, Platyhelminthes, Trematoda, Opisthorchiida, Opisthorchiidae. The transcript has 11 exons.